This is a messenger RNA of Coccinella septempunctata (seven-spotted ladybird), 949 nucleotides long. RefSeq lists its product as uncharacterized. The transcript has 2 exons. Gene Ontology annotation, cellular component: nucleus; transcription regulator complex. Gene Ontology annotation, biological process: regulation of transcription by RNA polymerase II. Bases 175 to 864 code for a protein of 229 amino acids. The record is from RefSeq and is a predicted model, not a curated record. NCBI's taxonomy places the organism in Eukaryota, Metazoa, Arthropoda, Insecta, Coleoptera, Coccinellidae. Gene Ontology annotation, molecular function: DNA binding.
UUCUCUUGCCUCCCAUCCUCUGGGCUCCGCGUACCGGAUCGCGCACACUCUCGUCCGUUUCACGCCUCGCGUCUCUCCCGGUGCCUGACUUCGCCAUUUCAACGUCUAAUCGACGCUGCGUCCUUUCAUCGACCUUCAUUGGAAACGCCGUAAAUUUCGAACAGAAUCUGCAUAAUGAGCAUGAACGAAGAUCCAACGUUCAAUAUAAAAUUUUGCCAGGUGGUGAAAAAAUUCCCUUGUUUGUAUAACACAAACCUUUCGGAGUACAGCAAUCGGGCAAUGCAAGAUAUGGCAUGGUUGAAGAUAGCAGAGAUAAUGGAGGAAAAAGCACCUGAAUGCAAAGAUCGUUGGAGAAAUUUGCGAGGAAGGUACGUUAAGGGCAAAAAUAAAGCAAAUAUUCCGAGAGGGUCCAAGAGAAAGCACAAAGAGUAUUAUUUGGCGCCCUACCUCAAUUUCUUAGAUCCUUUCUUGAAACCACCCAGGAGGAAACUGAGGUCGAUGGGCACGCAAGAUACUGAGGGAGGCGACAACGAGAACAGUACCGAUGAAGUAGAAUCUGCGGAUAGCGAAAAAUCUGAGGAAGACUCGCAAAGUGGAGAUAUCGAAUCGAAUACUAAGAGGAAAAGAACAUCCUCGAUAGAGAGGGUGGACGUCAACAGCAUGAACUUUUUCGAUCAGCCCCCGAACAACAAUCCACAACAGGAAAGUUUACCGCAUAGACACGAUCCUCUGGAUCCCGACUUGGCUUUCUUGCACAGUCUUCUCCCGGAUGUCAGACGUAUGAACGAGUCGAAAAAGAGAAAAUUCAAAAUCGCUGUUCUCAAACUGGCGGAUCAGCUUUUAAAUCCAGUAACUUCGGACUGAGGGUCUUAGUGGACUGAAUAUAAAAUACUGUUUGUUUUUAAUUUUUCACAUUUCACAGUUAUAAAAUAAAUUCUUGUUUUGAUAA